AUGGACAAAGAUGACCGGAAAUUAUACUCCAGCAUCGAGCAUCCAGUUUUAGUUUGGUGGUCAUCAUUCACAAGUGAUAAAGGUUCUUUAAGGCAGUGUGGCCCAAACAGAUGUUUUGUCACUAUUAAACGAAAAUUUAAACAUCAUGCCAAACUCAAAGCAUUUUUAUUUUACGGAACUCACCUGAAAUUAGGAAAUUUACCAUUACCAAAACUACACGACUGGGCUUUAUUCCACGAAGAAUCUCCCAAAAAUAAUAGGUUCAUCUUCUCGAAUGAAGAAUUCUUGUCUAUGUUUAACUACACCAGUACUUUCAGAAGAGAAUCAGACAUGCCUUUAACUACCUUUCAUUUGCAUUCGUUGGACUCUAUAACGAGUACUAAAUUCUUCAAAGCCACCGAAAUAAAGAAUGAAAUGUUAUCGUCGGGCAAACUCUCCUUGGUAGCCUACAUCCACAGUGACUGCGACGUUCCUUCGGAUCGAGACAACUUGAUGCUUAUGAUACAAAACUACAUUCAAGUAGAUUCUUAUGGCACUUGCCUGCACAACAAGGAGCUCCCAGAAAGACUUUCAGAUCCCAUGCGGAUGAACGAUGAUGCUUUCUUUGAAAUUCUGAGUUACUACAAAUUUGUCUUUGCUACUGAAAAUGUUCUCUGCAGCGAUUACACGACUGAAAAAUUCUGGAGAGCCAUUGAAGUUGGUUCUGUUCCCAUAGUGCUUGGAUCCGAUAGAAUUAAAGAUUUAAUGCCACAUAACAAAGCGGCCAUUCUUGUGAAAGAUUACGAAACGGUGAAACAAUUGGCUGAUCACCUAAUUUACCUUAGCGAUAACGACGAUGAAUAUGAGAAAUAUUUAAUCCACAAAACGCAAUCAAAAAUCACGAACAGCCAUCUGGUUCAAGAAAUGAUGGACCGAUCCUGGCAUAACGACAAAUCAGGACAUUCCAAUUACUCCAGUGAAUUUGAGUGCAUGGUUUGCAACAGAAUACAUGAAAAUAUAAAAUUUAAUAAUUAUGUUAAGCGUGUUGCUGACAAGUCUCACUACGGCUGCCCGAGACCAACCAAAUUUUCCAAUGAGCCUGCUGGUAACCUAACCAUGAUCCCUUCUGAUUCAACGUGGGCUUUGGCCUUUGACGAGAGUGCGAGAAUUGCAAAAGCUUUUCAAAAUCUUUUAUCGUUAAACAGGACACUAACUAGACAAGAAAUUAUUGCGAAAAGUUAUGAUUAUUAUUAA
Messenger RNA from Helobdella robusta, 1233 nucleotides. RefSeq lists its product as hypothetical. Bases 1 to 1233 code for a protein of 410 amino acids. Gene Ontology annotation, molecular function: alpha-(1->3)-fucosyltransferase activity. The record is from RefSeq and is a predicted model, not a curated record. Gene Ontology annotation, cellular component: membrane. Lineage: Eukaryota; Metazoa; Annelida; Clitellata; Rhynchobdellida; Glossiphoniidae. The transcript has 5 exons.